Molecule: messenger RNA, 3685 nt
Organism: Astyanax mexicanus (Mexican tetra)
Lineage: Eukaryota; Metazoa; Chordata; Actinopteri; Characiformes; Acestrorhamphidae
Gene: dhx16
Product: DEAH (Asp-Glu-Ala-His) box polypeptide 16
Exons: 21
Coding region: 335-3496 (1053 amino acids)
Cellular component (GO): catalytic step 2 spliceosome; intracellular anatomical structure
Molecular function (GO): RNA binding; ATP binding
Source: RefSeq, a predicted model, not a curated record
GGCUGGUCGAACUCGGAAGUAAAUAAAGUGAAGACAGCGUGAGUAGCAGCAGCAGAUACAGUGCUGCUGUUUUAGUCUAUAAAACCCUGUGGAGUCCUUCGUUAACAGUCUGAUGAUGAGAGUCAGUGAAAGAGAAUGGAAUAGAGGAGAUAAUAUUUCAGUGUGAAAGAAUCAGGGUCUGAACUUCAGACACACAGACUGUGUUACAAGCUUCACCCUCAGCUGGACUACAGCUAACAGCUAACAGCUAACUUAUCCAGCCUGAGCUCUGGAUGCUCCCUGAUCUGCUCAAACUGGAAAUAAGCUUUAGUUAGCUGUUCAUCCUCCCUUCAACAUGGCUAAUCUUGAGCAGUGGGUGAGUGACAGGCUUCACGACAUCUUGGGCCUGAGCGACCGGUACGUGGCCCAGUUUAUGAUCGGCCUUGUGCAGAAGUCCUCGAGUUCACAGGAUUUUUUGGCUCGUCUGGAGCACACCGGCACCAUUGACAUCGACCAGAGAGUCACUGCUUUCGCACAGGAGCUAUAUAACAAGAUCCCAAAGAAACAGGUUGUGGAGAAACCUGCGAGAGCGGUAGAGCGUCAGGCCAUCGAGAUGGACAGGAAGAACCGAACAUACACCCUCCUGGAGGACAGUGACAGUGAUGGAGAUACUGUCAAAGAAAAAGGGAAAGAGAAGAAAAGCAAAGAUAAAGAUAGAGGGAAGAAGAGAAAGCACCUAAGACAAAAACAAGAUGACGGUUCAUCAAGUGAGGAGGACAGAAAAAAGAGCACAAAAGUAACAUCCCAAGAUUCAAAGACAGGAGUAAAAGAGGAUGAUGAAGAAGAGUGGGAAAAGGAGGAGCGAGAGCGGUUACAAGAUCUGGAAGAGAGAGACGCAUUUGCAGAAAGAGUCAAGCAGAGAGACAAAGAAAAGACUAGACAUAUACUUGAAAGAAACGAUAAGAAGGCAUAUGAGGAGGCUCAGAAGAGACUUAAGAUGGCUGAAGAAGAUCAGAAGAAAAUGCUCCCUGAGCUUCGAAAACAGUCACGAUGGGAUUACCUGGCCAAGCGUGAGCAGGAGAAGCUGGAAGACCUGGAAGCAGAGAUUUUGGAUGAGGAGUACCUCUUCUCCAGCGAUAACCUCACUGACAGGGAGAGGAAAGAGCUAGACUACAAGAGACAGAUCAGAGACCUGGCACGAGACUACAAGACAGCUGGAGCAAAGGAGAAAGAGGAGAGAAAGAACCGCUACUACAUGCCAGAGGAGAACAGAAAGAAGUCCAUACCUCAGAGAGACCUGGAGCUGGAGUUUGAAGAGACUCCCCGCGAAGGGGGUGGGGAGCAGGGCCGAUGGGAGGAGGCGCGGGUCGCUACCGCAACCUUACAGUUUGGAGCAAAAGCGGAGAGAGAGCGACGGUUAAAGGAGGAGAAAGAGAAGUACCAAUUAGUGCUGGAGGAGGAGGAGAUGAUUAACUUUGUAAGCACUGCUAUCACCAUGAAGGGAACACAAUCUGAAAAGGAUAUUGAGCCUGAGCUCUCUCAAGCUGAGAAACAGAAACAGUCCAUUCAGGAAGUGAGGCGCAGUCUGCCAGUGUUUCCCUACAGACAAGACCUCCUCAAUGCCAUCAGAGACCACCAGAUCCUUGUUAUUGAGGGUGAGACUGGCUCUGGAAAAACCACCCAGAUCCCUCAAUACCUUAUGGAGGAUGGUUAUACCAAAGGAGGGAUGAAAAUCGGCUGCACCCAGCCUCGAAGAGUAGCAGCCAUGUCUGUAUCAGCCAGAGUGGCACAAGAAGUGGGAGUUAAGCUGGGAAAUGAGGUGGGCUAUAGUAUCAGAUUUGAAGACUGCACAUCUGAACGCACUGUGCUGAAGUACAUGACUGAUGGAAUGCUGCUAAGAGAGUUUCUCACUGAACCAGACUUGGCUAGCUACAGUGUAAUCAUUAUUGAUGAGGCCCAUGAAAGGACUCUACAUACAGACAUCCUGUUUGGGCUAAUCAAAGACAUUGCAAGGUUCCGUCCAGAUCUGAAGGUGCUGGUGGCCAGUGCUACUCUGGACACUGAGCGCUUCUCCUGCUUCUUCGACGAUGCACCGGUUUUCAGGAUACCAGGUCGCAGGUUUCCUGUUGAUAUCUUCUAUACUAAGGCUCCAGAGGCUGAUUAUCUUGAUGCAUGUGUGGUAUCAGUACUGCAGAUCCAUGUCACGCAGCCUCCGGGAGAUAUUCUUGUGUUCCUCACUGGACAGGAAGAGAUUGAGUCUUGCUGUGAGAACUUGCAGGAAAGAUGCAGAAGGCUUGGCUCUAAGAUCUCUGAGCUUCUAGUUCUCCCCAUCUAUGCCAACCUGCCCUCAGACAUGCAAGCCAAGAUUUUUAACCCCACCCCUCCUGGAGCUCGCAAGGUUGUGGUGGCUACAAACAUAGCAGAAACCUCUCUCACUAUUGAUGGCAUCAUCUAUGUGAUUGAUCCAGGCUUCUGCAAACAGAAAAGCUAUAAUGCCCGAACAGGGAUGGAGUCUCUGAUUGUCACACCAUGCUCACGGGCCUCAGCCAACCAGCGGGCAGGUAGAGCUGGCCGAGUGGCUGCUGGGAAAUGUUUUAGGCUCUACACAGCCUGGGCCUUCAAACACGAGAUGGAGGAAACUACAGUGCCUGAGAUUCAAAGAACCAAUCUGGGCAAUGUGGUCCUGCUCCUAAAGAGUCUGGGUAUAAAUGAUCUGAUCCAUUUUGACUUCAUGGACCCCCCUCCACAUGAAACCCUGGUGUUAGCUCUGGAACAGCUCUAUGCCCUGGGUGCCUUAAACCAUCUUGGAGAACUUACAAAGCUGGGAAGGAGGAUGGCUGAGCUGCCAGUAGACCCCAUGCUGAGUAAAAUGAUCUUGGCCUCUGAACAAUACAAGUGCUCAGAGGAGGUGCUAACCAUCGCUGCCAUGUUGUCAGUCAACAACUCUAUCUUUUACCGGCCAAAAGACAAAGUGGUGCAUGCAGACAAUGCCCGCAUGAACUUCAUAGUGCCAGGGGGAGACCAUCUGGUGCUCCUAAAUGUAUAUACACAGUGGGUGGAGAGUGGUUUUUCCACUCAGUGGUGUUUUGAGAACUUCAUCCAGUUCCGUUCCAUGAAGCGUGCACGAGAUGUGCGGGAGCAGCUGGAAGGUUUGAUGGAAAGAAUUGAGGUGGAGGUGUGCAGCGCUAACGGUGACAGCACUCCCAUCCGCAAGUCCAUCACUGCAGGUUAUUUCUACCACACGGCCCGUCUGAGUAAGGGAGGCUACAAAACAGUGAAACAUCAGCAGACGGUGUAUGUGCACCCCAACAGCUCCCUGUUUGAGGAACAACCUCGCUGGCUUAUCUACCAUGAGCUGGUCUUCACCACCAAGGAGUUCAUGAGACAAGUGAUUGAGAUAGACAGUGCCUGGCUGUUGGAGGUGGCCCCCCACUACUACAAGAGCAAAGAGCUGGAGGACAGCACCAACAAGAAAAUGCCUCGCAAACAGGGCAAAGCUCGAGAGGAACUGGGCUGAAAUUAUAAAUAUUGUGUGUAAGAUGUGAAGUGUUAUUAGUGUACAAUACAGCCAUGCUCGCAAAAAUGGCUUUACUUUGUAAUUACUUGAAUUGAUGCUAGCUUUCUUUUGGGUUAUGUUUCUUGAAUUUGUACUCCUGUGUUUGGAGAAUAAGAAUAUAUUUUUGAAUACAUGUUCAUAUGCCCUGUA